Molecule: messenger RNA, 1464 nt
Organism: Auanema sp. JU1783
Lineage: Eukaryota; Metazoa; Nematoda; Chromadorea; Rhabditida; Rhabditidae
Source: the annotation of a GenBank genome assembly
AUGUGUGAUGCUAAGCUUAAGACCAAAUAUGCUCUAUUUUGCUCUGUACCCAAUGCGGACGUGCUUCCAAAAUUAAGUGAGUUCUCUACGUGGUUCUUACAAAGCUUAUCCAAGGAAGCAACAACUAUUGGACUUUAUUAUGAUUUUGAAUCUAAUCCAACAACUAUUGUACAGAUCAAACCAGGAGAUUUAGAAGGAUGUGCUGCAGCUUAUGAAGCUCUUAACAAGGAAAAUCCUUCAGUUCAAUUAGUUUUGCAUAUACUGCCUGGUGCUUAUUCAGACGAAUACGAUUGGAUGAAAUCUCUUGCUACCCGCUUCGGACUUGUAAGACAAGGUGUUUUGUUCGAAAAUGCUUUGAACCGUUUUGCUACCAUGAAACAUGAUGAAGUUUUCAAAAAUGUCGCCCAAUGGAUUUCCCGAUCAUUAUACAAGUUAUGUAACUCUAGGAAUAUCGGAGAUCGUGCUAUCGACAUUAGGGUGGGAACUUCUAAGGUACUUGCUAACGUCAAGGCUUACAAUCCUCAGCUCAUACAAUCUGCUGUCAGUUUGGUACUUCAUGGAACUGAACCCUCCGUAUGUAGGGAAGAGUCGGCUGUAAGUGUGGAAGGAUUCUCCAGUGCAUUGAACGAGUAUGGUGUCUCACAGCUCUUCGACAACCUCUGUGUAACUGGAGUCAGCUUAACUCCUAAUGGAGCCGUGGUUACAUUUGUAAACAAAUUCCAUGCAUAUCAAGCUUGCUCCUUGAACAAUACCUUUUUGGAUCGUGUGCACACCCUUCGUGUUCGCCCAUUAUCUAAAGAGCAGCGAGAAAGCCGUCUGAGAUUGACCGAAUCCUUUACAUUAUGGUGCUCACCGGAUAACCCGCAAAAGAGAUUAGAAGCAAAGAUUAAUAGAAACAACGCUAGUUAUGUAUUUCAAUCGCCUACUGUUGCCGAUAGUGGAGAAUAUUCGUGUGAUCUUCAAACCCUUCAUGGACGUAUUACUGGAAAAAUCAAUGUGUAUGUGAGACCGUUGGCUGCUUCAAACGAUGAGCACUUCACUGCCAUAAAAGAUUUCAAUGUUGCAGCUCCUAGAGUUCAAGCAGUGGCUGGAUCUGAUGUGAACUUAACUUGCCCCGUACUUGCGUAUCCGAAACCAGCGAUAUUCUGGAAGAAAGACAAUAAACCAGUAGAGUUGAGUGAAAAUGUAAUUGUGGAUGGUUCAACGAUCCGUAUCAAGAACAUUGAUGAAAACUUGGUUGGUCACUACAGCUGUGAAGCUCGUAAUGAGUACAAUAUUGGUGGAAGGAUUUACAGCUCUCUUCUUGUUAUCGAAAGAGACUUAAUCGUAAAAAGUGAAUUAGCUUGGAUUUGGCCGUUGUUGGUGAUAAUUUUAAUAUUGGUGACGUUGGUAGUGAUAAUCUUUAUCUGCGAAAUCCGCAAAAAAAGACAAAACAAACAAUCGCGAUACUCUGCCCAGGAAUGA